Molecule: messenger RNA, 4524 nt
Organism: Scheffersomyces amazonensis
Lineage: Eukaryota; Fungi; Ascomycota; Pichiomycetes; Serinales; Debaryomycetaceae
Product: ATP-binding cassette bilirubin transporter
Exons: 2
Coding region: 1-4524 (1507 amino acids)
Biological process (GO): transmembrane transport
Cellular component (GO): membrane
Molecular function (GO): bilirubin transmembrane transporter activity; ATP binding; ABC-type transporter activity
Source: RefSeq, a predicted model, not a curated record
AUGCCAGCUUAUCCAGAACUUAUAUGUGGUGCAAGUGCAAUCUUUCACCCUUUGGCACCAAAUUAUGAAAAUGCCUUUAAUCCUUGUUUCUUAACUUGGAUAUUUACUGCCUUUUCACUUGUUAGUAUUUUAAUUGGUUCAAUAGCUUUAAUUAAUACAGUUAAUCAUAAUAUUCGUUAUGGUUCAUUUUCUCCUAAAUUUACAGGAUUAAAUCAUUACAUACGAGUCAAUUCAGUAGCUUUACAUGGAUUAUUAUUUAUUGUACUUUCUUCGUAUGUAAGUAUUCAUGAAAGAUUGGCUGAUACAAAGAUUUUGGCCUUUAGUUUAUUAUCAAUUGCUUUGCUUGGAAUUGUAUUACCUUUACAUUUCAUAGAAACAAGUUAUAGACCAAUUCCUUUUGAUUUCCUUUUAUUAUUCUGGCCAAUCUUCUUGGUUCUUCAAGCAUUAUUAUUCUUUCAAGAUAAUUUCACUGCAUGGAAACUUGUUAAACUGGUUGAACAUUCUUCAACAAUUUUUGCCAUUGAAACAUUCCUUCUUUUCAAUACAGUUUCAAUUUUCCUCAUGGAAAAUUCACAAGAAUUUUGGAAACCAAAUAAAGAAUUAUUAUUCCAAUUUACUAAGGAAGGUAAGUUUAAGGAAUUAGCUAAACAUAAUGUCAUUGAAAAAAUUACUUUCACUUGGAUGAAUCCUUUAAUCAUGAGUACUUAUGAAAAACAAUACUUAGAUGAAACUGAAUUACCAGAUAUUCCAGCUAAUGUAUCAACGGUUGCAAAUACAGAAAAUCUCAGUAAAUAUUGGAAUCCGUAUGAUAAUUCAAGUUUACCUAAGGCUAUAUUUAAAGCAUUUGGCCUCCCUUGUUUUAUUGCAAUUUGCUAUGAAUUUAUGGGAAAAUUAUUAAACUUUGUAAGUCCCCAAUUGCUUAGACUUUUCAUUAAAUUUUUUGAUGAUAAGCAAGCUCCUCUAUUACAAGGAGUUUUAAUUUCCAUCGCAAUGUUUUUUGUCACUGCUUUACAAACAUCAUUAUCAAACGAAUACUUAUUAAGAGCUUUGGUUGUUGGUUUAGGUUGUAGAUCUUCACUUACGUCAUUAAUUUAUCAAAAAUCUUUGAAAUUAUCAGCAGAAUCAAAAUUGAAAACUAGUUCAGGUGAUAUAAUAAAUUUAAUGUCUGUUGAUGUUAAUAGAAUUCAAAAUGUUACUCAAAAUUUAAGUAUCAUAUUUUUGGCUCCACUUGAUAUCAUUUUAUGUAUUGCUUCAUUAUGGCCAUUAUUAGGAAAAUCAGUUAUUUCAGGAAUUGUUAUCAUGUUCUUAUUAGUACCUUUCAAUUCAAUAAUUGUUAGAUACCUGAGAAAAUUAAAUAAGCAUCAAAUGAAAUUAAAAGAUAAUCGUUCAAGAAUCGUUAAUGAAAUUUUAUCAUCCAUUAAAUCAAUUAAAUUAUAUGCUUGGGAAAAACCAAUGUUAGCAAAAUUAAGUGCUUCUAGAAACGGUAAAGAAUUAAAAAAUUUAGCUAAAAUUAGAACUGUUGGUCAAUUUGGUGUCUUUAUUUGGAAUUUAAUUCCAUUUUUAGUAGCAUUUUCAUCAUUCGCAACUUUUGCUUUAACAAGUAAGGUUCCUUUGACUUCAGAUAUAGUGUUUCCAGCUUUAGCUUUAAUUAACCUUUUAUCAGGCCCAUUAUUAGAAUUGCCAAUGAUUAUCACUUCUAUGAUUGAGGCAUCUGUGGCACUUGGUAGAAUUUCAACGUAUUUAAGGUGUUCAGAAGUUGAUAAUACUUUUAUAAAUCAUAAUGUAAAUGGUGGUGACGCUGAGGAUAAUAAUGCCAUAACAAUCAAUAAUAGUUCCUUUUUGUGGUCAAAACCCAAAUACAACGAUAAUGAAGAAGAAGCUGUCGAGUCCUUUAAUUAUUCCCUUAAGAAUAUCAAUUAUUCUGUUGAGAAAGGUACAUUAUCAAGUGUUGUAGGAAGAGUUGGAAGUGGAAAAUCAUCAUUUCUUUAUGGAUUAUUAGGUCAAUUGGUUGUGACAAAAGGAAAUGGAGAGUCUGAUCCUUUUGUUAAUAUCAAUGGUAAUAUCGCUUAUUGUGCUCAAUCACCCUGGAUCAUGAAUUCUUCGUUUAAGGAGAACAUUAUUUUUGGCCAUAAAUACGAUGAAGACUUUUAUCAAAAGACCAUUGAAGCUUGUCAAUUAUUGCCUGAUUUGAAGGUAUUACCGGAUGGAGAUGAUACUCAAGUUGGAGAGAAAGGUAUCUCUUUAUCAGGGGGUCAAAAGGCUAGAUUAGCUUUAGCAAGAGCCGUAUAUGCUAGAGCCGAUAUUUAUCUAUUAGAUGAUGUAUUAAGUGCUGUGGAUUCUCACGUUGGUAAGAAGCUUUUAACACAAGUUCUCAGCAGAGAGACUGGAUUAUUGGCUAGUAAAACUAUUAUACUUAGUACGAAUUCUAUUUCUGCCUUAAAUUAUUCUGAUAAAAUUACCUUGAUAGCUAAGGGUGAAAUAAUUGAAGAAAGUACCUUUGAUGAUAUUAAUUUACAACAUCAUCCAAAAUUAUUUGAGUUGAUUUCUGAAUUCGGUAGGAGUGAUGUAUCUAAAACUCCUUCAGAUAACGUUCAAGAUUUGACUCCUGAGGUAACCAAUACAUACAAGACAUUAAGAAGAGCAAGUAUAGCAACUUUAUCUUACGAUCCACUGAAAAAAUUAGUGGCUGAUUUGAGAAGUGGCCAAAUAAGAGAAACCAGUGAGAAGGGUAAAGUCAAAUGGUCGGUGUACAUUGAGUAUGCCAAAGCAUGUUCUUUACUUGGUGUAUCUAUUUGGUUCACAUUAUUGAUUUUAGCAUCUUGUGUGUCUAUUGGUGGUAAUUACUGGUUAAAGCAUUGGACUGAACAGAACAGCACUGACCCUGCCAAAGCAAAUGUUUGGAAAUUCAUAACUGUUUAUGCUCUUCUUGGAUUUGGUGCUAGUUUUACAAGCAUCAUUCGAGGAAUGGUAAUGAUGCUUUGGCUAGGAUUGAAUGCUUCACGAAAAAUUCAUGAUAAGAUGGCUGCGAGAGUCUUAAGAGCACCAAUGGUCUUCUUUGAUAGAACUCCAGUUGGGAGAAUCAUGAAUAGAUUUACUAAUGAUAUUAACCUGAUAGAUGAUUCUAUUCCAGGGUCGUUGCAAGGUUUUGUUGCUCAAAUGAUGAAUACUCUUAUUACUUUUGGAGUAGUUGGUUACAUUAUGCCAUUCUUUAUUUUGGUUAUAUGUUUGUUAUCCACCAUUUAUUGGUAUUAUGAAUUAUUUUAUGUUUCAUUAUCAAGAGAAUUAAAAAGAUUAAUUUCUAUUUCUAGAUCACCAAUUUAUGGCCAUUUAGGUGAAACUUUAAAUGGUAUUGAUACAAUCCGUGCCUACAAGCAAUUCGAUAGAUUUGAUCAUAUAAAUAAUGCUAACGUUGAUUUCAACCUUAGAUCUGCCUAUUUAUUGAGAUCUAUUCAUAGAUGGUUAAUGUCGAGACUACAAGUAAUUGGUUCAAUCGGGUCUUUUUGUGCAUCAUUAUUGGCUAUUUAUACAGUCACGACUGCCUCACCAUUGACUUCAUCAAUGGCAGGAUUUGUUAUGACUUAUGCUUUACAAGUCACUAAUUCUUUGAGAUUAGUAGUCAGAAUGUCAGCCGAAGUUGAAACCAAUGUAGUUUCUGUUGAAAGAUGCUUAGAGUACACUGCCUUACCAGUCGAAAAAGGUGAAGAUGAUGAUUUUGACGAGAGCACAUUUGUCAAGCCACCUUUACACUGGCCCGCUGAUGGAGAAAUAAUCUUUGAUAACUAUUCUACUAGAUAUCGUGAAAACCUUGAUUUGGUAUUAAAGAAUAUUUCUUUACGUAUCAAAUCAGGUGAACAUAUAGGUGCGGUAGGUAGAACUGGUGCAGGGAAAAGUUCAUUAGCAUUAUCGGUAUUUAGAAUUAUCGAGCCUGCAGAUGGACAUAUUGAAAUUGAUGGUAUUAACACUAGUAGUUUGAAAUUGUAUGACUUAAGACAUAAUUUGAGUAUCAUUCCACAAGAUUCACAAUUGUUGGAAGGUACCAUUAGACAGAAUUUAGAUCCAUUCAACUACUACACUGAUGGCGAAGUUUGGAGAGCAUUAGAAUUAGCACACUUGAAAGAUCACAUUGAGAACUUAGAAGAUAAGAACAACGAGAUGGAAGAAGGAGCAUCUAAAUUAGAAUACAAAGUUCACGAAGGAGGAUUAAAUUUCUCGUCGGGACAAAGACAAUUGAUGUCGUUAGCCAGAGUAUUAUUGAAAAUGAACGAAUCACAAGUAUUGGUAUUAGACGAAGCUACUGCAGCUGUGGAUGUUCAGACUGAUAAGAUCAUUCAAGAAACGAUUAGAUCCGAGUUCAAGAACAAGACCAUCAUUACUAUUGCACACAGAUUAGACACUGUGAUGGAUAGUGAUAAGAUUAUUAGUUUAGAUCAUGGAGAAGUUAAGGAAUUUGAUUCACCUCAAAACUUACUCAAUAAGCAAGAUGGUAUAUUUUAUAGUUUAUGUAAACAAGGUGGAUACAUUUAG